This is a messenger RNA of Stegostoma tigrinum, 6300 nucleotides long. It is a transcript of the gene uba3, whose product is annotated as ubiquitin-like modifier activating enzyme 3. NCBI's taxonomy places the organism in Eukaryota, Metazoa, Chordata, Chondrichthyes, Orectolobiformes, Stegostomatidae. The record is from RefSeq and is a predicted model, not a curated record. Gene Ontology annotation, molecular function: NEDD8 activating enzyme activity. Gene Ontology annotation, cellular component: nucleus; cytoplasm. The coding region runs from base 54 to 1442 and encodes 462 amino acids. Gene Ontology annotation, biological process: protein neddylation. The transcript has 18 exons.
CGGCAAUGGACCGUCCCAGCCGUGGCUGCGCUGGCUGAUGGGAGCAGGAAAAUAUGGCGGAUGUACCGGAGCCGGAGAAGAAAAGAAGGAAAGUAGAAGAGCACACUGACAAAAUGGCUGUUGAUGGUGGGUAUGGGGACACUGGAGACUGGGAAGGUCGCUGGAAUCACGUGAGGAAGUUCCUUGAGCGUUCAGGACCGCUCUCACACCCUGACUUUGAACCAAGUACUGAAUCACUCCAAUUCCUUCUAGAGACCUGUAAAGUUCUAGUUAUUGGAGCAGGAGGUUUAGGAUGUGAACUCCUUAAAAAUCUGGCUCUAAUGGGCUUCAGACAAAUUGAUGUCAUUGAUAUGGAUACAAUAGAUGUUUCUAAUCUGAACAGACAAUUUUUAUUUCGACCAAAAGAUGUAGGAAGGCCAAAAGCUGAAGUAGCUGCUGAGUUUGUUAACAAUCGAAUUCCUGGUUGCAAUGUAGUACCGCAUUUUAAAAAGAUACAAGAUUUUAGUGAAUCCUUUUACAGACAAUUUCAUAUCGUCAUUAGUGGAUUAGAUUCUAUCAUCGCCCGACGAUGGAUCAAUGGAAUGUUGAUAUCACUGCUGAACUUUGAAGAUGGAACACUAGACCCAAGCUCCAUUAUACCAUUGAUUGACGGUGGGACGGAAGGGUUUAAGGGUAAUGCACGUGUUAUAUUGCCAGGACUGACAGCAUGUAUAGAGUGUACACUGGAAUUGUACCCUCCUCAGAUUAACUUUCCCAUGUGCACCAUUGCUUCUAUGCCCAGGCUUCCAGAACAUUGUAUUGAAUAUGUCAGAGUUUUGCAGUGGCCAAAAGAGAACCCACUUGGAGAGGGCGUUGCACUGGAUGGUGAUGAUCCAGAGCAUAUCCAGUGGGUCUUUCAGAAAUCACUUGAAAGAGCUGCUCAAUUUAACAUAACGGGUAUAACAUAUAGGCUCACUCAAGGUGUUAUUAAAAGAAUUAUCCCUGCAGUAGCAUCUACCAAUGCAGUAAUUGCAGCUGUAUGUGCAACUGAAGUCUUCAAAAUUGCAUCAAGUGCAUAUAUUCCUCUGAAUAACUACUUGGUCUUCAAUGAUGUUGACGGCCUCUACACGUACACAUUUGAAGCAGAACGCAAGGAAAACUGUCCUGCCUGCAGCCAGGUACCUCAGGAUCUACAAUUUUCACCAUCUGCAAAACUUCAAGAGCUCCUAGAUUACUUGACUCAAAGUGCUUCACUACAAAUGAAAUCUCCAGCUAUCACUGCAACUUUAGAUGGAAAGAAUAAAACACUCUAUUUACAAACUAUAGCAUCAAUUGAAGAAAGGACUAGACCAAAUCUUUCAAAAACUCUGAAAGAGUUAGGCCUUACAAAUGGGCAGGAAUUGGCAGUGGCUGAUAUAACAACACCUCAAACAGUGAUUUUCAAACUCCAUUUCACAACUUGACUGAUUUUGAAAACAUUCUGAACAAAUUAUACAGAAAUGCUUUUAGGAAAAGUAUUGAUCUGUUUCUCAGUAUACUAGACUUUGUCACUUUCUAACAGACUUGGAUUUGAACAUAAAUACAUUUGCUGGUAUCACAUCAGGCCAUAAAUUGCUGAGGGUGCAUUGUCUAUAUAUUAUGUUUGAAUUGCGAAAUGAACUGAGUCACCAAUAUAAAGAUAGUAAGAAUGGCAUCUAAAGGAAACUGGCGCAUGUCAUUCCUUUUCUUAAUUUCAUGCAUUGUAAUUAUUGAGUUAAGAUUGUUUUUAAGACAGCAAGAGAUCAUAUUGUGUUUCAAAAUAAUUAUUUUUGUCAAAUUUUCAAGUAAGAUUUUGUUCUGUUACAAUUCACAUUUUAUAUAUUUAUUGAAUGGAGUAUUAGCUUGAACAAAUAUGUCUGGUUUAUUUAAACUUGCAUUGCCUAAUGUCCUUAGUUAAUUAAUUUGAAAACUUGACUUGCAUUUCAAAACUAGAAAGUUAUCCAGAUGCCACACAUUACAAUUUUUGGUUAUGAAUUUUUUUACAAAGCUGUAAAGAUUGCGACAAAAAUGAUUUUCCUUGUGAUAUGCAGUACAAUGAAGCACCAUAUCAGAAACUGUUAGAACUGAUUUUUUAAAAAUUCUGAAAUGUACAGUAUCUUUCAUCCCUUUGCAAAUACUCCAAAAGAAGUUGAGAAUACAAUAAUAAAAUGAGCAAUAACACUCUUGUACAGGGGUUGUGCAUUAGUCAAUAACAACUUGUAAAGCUCUUUUGGCAUGAUGUGUCCCAGACACUUCAUAGGAGUGCUAUAGAACAGGUAAAUAACAGUGAAGCACAUAGAAAUAAUAGGUCAGGUGUACAAAAGCCUGCUCAAGGUAUUAGAAUUAAAGGAGUAUCUCAAAGGUGAGAGCAAGUUACAGAGUCAGAGAGAUGUAGGUAUUGAAUUUCAGUGCUUACAAUUGAAGUACCCGAAGGCUCGGCCAUCAAUAAGGCAAGCGGUUAAAUUCAUGCAGAUCAGCAUUCUAUAUCUCCUGAGAUGUUUGAAGCAGGAGAAGAUGAGAGAUUGGAAGGGGGUAAGGCCUUAGAGGGAUUUGUCAACAAAGAUAAGAAUUUUAAAAUCAAGAAAUGGGUUUAACUGGGACCCAAUGUAGAUCAACCAUCCAAGGGCUGGGUGAUAGAAGGGCAAGGUUUGCUGCAAAAAGAUAGUGGUGGGAUUUUGGAUGGCCUCAAGAUUAUAGAGCAUAGAAUGUGGGAGACCAGCAGGAGAGCAUUGGAGUAGUCUAGUCUAAAGGUAGUAAAAUAUAAAUGAUUGUUUCAGAAGUAAAGGGUCAGUGGAAUUCACUACAUCAGAAUAUGGUUGAUGUGACAUUGAGUAAAUUUAAGAAGGGGACAUAGAUUUUUAAUUAAUAGGUUGAAGUGUUAUGGAGAGCAGCAGGAAAGUGGAGUUGACGCCAAGAUGAAAUCAUCCGUGAUCAUAUCAAAUGGUGGAGUGGGCUCCACAGUCUGAAUUGCUUACUCCUGCAUCCUGUUCUUAUGUUCAAAUGAGCCAGGACAGGGGCUGUUGAGCAAUGCGGUGGGUGUGGACAAUCUUAGUGAUGGCUCAAAUGAGGUCUGAAGCUCACAUUGAUGUCAAAACGAGGUUAAGAACAGAUGGACUUAAUCUCUCAUUCCCUGUAAAGGGAAUGGAGUUGGCAGCUGGGCAGUUUGUUGUGUUGACCAAAAACAGUAGCUUUUGUCUUGGCAUUAUUUAGUUGGAGAAAUGAUUUCACUCAGACUCACUCUGAUCAUUUAGCAACAGUGAAUUAGGUGUUAGUGCUGUAGGGUGUCAUCAGCAAACAUAUGAGAACUAACAGUAACCCCUGAGAAAAUAUGCAGAUGAAACAAGUAGGGCUAAAGAGAGAACCUGAGGCAUCACGAGUGAUAACGUGCAUUAAUUGGGAUAGAAUCCAUUUCUGAGAGCAAUGGUCAGCUAUAUGAGCAGACCCACCCUGUUGCAUCACCACGGAGAAGCAUUGGAGGAAAAUUGUGGGACCAGUUGUCACGAGUUACUGUAAGUCAGGAAUAAUGAGGAAAGUUUACCUUUGUCACAGUCAAGUAGGAUGUUAUUUGUAAACUUUGAUCAGAGGUGCGUAGGCACAAUGAGCAGAAACCUGAUGUGAGCGAUUCAAACAUGGGGCUUCAGAAAAGAUAGCAAAACUGAUUUGCAGGGUCACAGCACUUUGCUUGGAAAGGACAAUUGGAAAUGAGAUGGUAGGUUGCAUAUAUAGUGGGUUGAAGGUUUUUUUUAAAGAAAUGGAUUAUGGUGGCUAAUUUAAAGGAGACACCAACAGUGCUGGAGUUGUGAGAUCACGUUAGUGAGAAUGAGGUUGAUGGAAUAGGAAAUGGUUCUCAUGAGCAUAGUUAAGACAAGUGGGGAAAUUGGCUCAAAUUUGAGUUUCUUGCCUAAGGAAGGGAAGGUAUGUGACAGGCAUUUGCUUGGAUUACUUUGAUCCAAGUCCAUGAGCUCUUCACACUUGGUGGGCGGGGGGGUGGAAGGGGAGGAGGAGAGAGAAAGGGAGGGGAGGAUAGUAUAGAGAGGUGAUGGUACUUAAGCAUUCUCCACUUGCACAUUUUACCUUGCCAACAGUGCACUUGCAGCAUUGCCUAUUUUUUUUCAAUUUGAAUCACCAGAAGUGUCAAAGUGCACAAGGCUAUGAGUCGAAUGAUGGAAAAUGGACUCGAAUAAAUAGGAGGUUAAUGACCAGCAUAUGUGCAAUGUGCUGAAGGGCCUCUUUCCAUACUGUAAAACCAAGUCAGGUACUGUGCAACCUGUAUUUCAGUCUAAACUGUAAGUCUCAGCGUCCAGUUUGACUGUGAAGGGAUCAAUGUUAUCGUAACAUCCAUACAUAAUGCACAGUGUUGCAACAAUAGCUGGUGCGUAAUCAGAAGUUGGGAACUUUAUUCACUGGUCUACAUUAUCUGAAGAUUUGCAAAAUCUUCCCCAUUUCUGACUUUGUAAGGGGCCAAGAUCAUUAACGAAGCAAAAUAAAAACUUAGAGAACUGCGGAUGCUUUAAAUCAGGAACAAAACAAAGUUGCUGGAAAAGCUCAGCAGGUCUGGCAGAAACUGUGAAGGAAGUAAGAGUUAACCUUUCCGGUCCAGUGACCCUUCCUCAGAACUUGUCAUUAAUCAACCAGCUAAAGAUGUUUGGUGAUAGGACAUAACAUUGAAUGUAUUCGGGAGGUAUUGGUAUCAACAAUGAAAGGAGCGGCAUGGUGGCUCGGUGGUUAGUACUGCUGCCUGACAGCUCUAGAGACCCAGGCGCAUUUCCACACUCAGGCAACUGUGGAGUUUGCACAUUCUUGCCCUGUCUCUCUGGUUUCCUCCCGUGUUCUGGUUUCUCCCCCCCCCUCAGUUCAUAGAUGUGCAGGUUUGUUGGAUUGGCCAUGCUAAAUUGCCCAUAGUGUUCAGGAAUGUGUAGAUUAAGUGGGUUAUAGGGGAAUGGGUCUGGUGGGUUGCUCUGAGGGUCAAUGUGGACUUGUUGGGCUGAAGGGCCUGUUUCCACACUGUAGGGAUUCUAUGAUCUAUUUCCUGUGGUAAUGAAUUCCACAGGCUCACCACUCUGCAUGAAGAAAUGUCUCCUCAUCUACAUCCUAAAUUGUCUGCCCCAAAUUCUGAUACUGUGACCCUAGCUCUGAACACACCUUCCUUUGGCAAUAUCCUUCUGUGUCAAUCCUGUCUAGUUCUCUUCGAAUUUUAUAAGUCUGUCUGAGAUUCCCCUUCAUUUGUCUAAAUUCCAGUGGAAACAAUCCUAGCCUAGCCAAUCUCUCCUUUAUACAUUAGUCCUGCCAUCCCAAGAAUCAGCCUGGUAAGCCUUUGCUGUACUCCCUCGAACAGGGACAUCCUUCCUCCGAAAAGGAGACGAAAACCUCACUAUAUUCUUGAUGUGGACUCACCAAGGCCCUGUAUAACUGCAGCAAUGCCUCCCUGCUCCUGUACUCAAAGUCUCUUGCAAUGAAGGUCAGUGUACGAUUUGCCUUUUUUACCGCCUCCUGCUCUGACACACUUGCCCUCAACGACUGGUGCAUAAGGACACUCAGGACCUGCUGUACACUGCACACUCCCCUGUCCCCUCUCCUAAAUUAUGGCCAUUCAGGUAGUAAUUGGCUGCCUUGUUUUUGGCUCCAAUAACCUCACAUUUAUCCAAAUUAUACUGUACUUGCCAUUGAUUUGCCUGCUCACCCAAGCUGUCCAGAUCAUGCUGAAGGAUCUCUGCAUCCUCAUCGCAGUUCACCCUCCCAACCACCUUGGUAUCAUCUGCAAACUUGGAGAUGUUAUAUUUUGCUGUCUCAUCCCAAUCAUUAACAUAUGUUGUGAAUAGCUGGGGUCUGUACAGGAUGCUGAAGGGCUAAAAGUUAAUUAUGAUAUUUGACAGCUGCGUGAGAAGAUAAAUUGUACAGAGUAGGCUGAAUGGCUAAAAUUGUUGAUGAUACUCAACAAGCUGCAAGACCUUGGAUGUGUCUUGUUAAUAUUCCUUUAUGGGCCAAAGAUGACACCUGCAACUUGUUUUUCUGUAGCUGUGUUUUUGUAUCUGCUUUCUUUGUGCUGGCUGUCUGUUACACUAUAUAAGAGAAAGUUUUAUCCCAAAUCAUGGGACUUCACCUUGGCUCAGCCGUGAACAGUGCCAGGAAUGAACCUCAGCCUCCAGACCAGCCAUUGAUUGAGGUGCCCCCAAUGGGCAGGAGGGCUUGUGAGACUUGUUGCUUUUUCUAGAAGGCUGUGUUACUUUUUCUUCUUUUCUCUUCUACUACUAUUACCACUAUACUCAUUUAUUAUUACUUAAUAAACAUUCAUAUUUAAGCAAA